UCAACAAAAACAUUUCCAAAUAUACACACGAAAUUGUGUGUACUUUCUGCUUUUUAUUAACCGUCCGAAACACACAACUUGUAUAUAGUAUAGUUCUAGUUUAUUUGGUUGUUAGAGCUUUCAGCUACGAUCCUUUGCGCUGCGCCAUGGCCGAUGAUGAGGAUAAACCAAAGAAACACACACUCGACUCGCUCUUCCAUGUUUACUGCAAUCACAAGGUGCUGGGCAACGAGCUGGAGAACGAGGAGUUCCACAGCAUUUUACUCUCGCAGCUGGACAACUGGCUGCAGCAGGCCAAGCUGAUGCCGGUGCCCAUAACGCGCACACAAACUGGACUCAUCUAUAUGCGCUACAAAAAGUGGCGUCUGGAGUAUGAGGAUUUCCUUGAGGUGCUGCAGCAUCUGAGCAUGGACGCUGAUAUUAACUAUGAGGAUUUUAAGGACACACUUGUCGCCGCUGGACCGCCCACCGGCGCCACCGAAAUAGUCGUGGUUAAAUAAUUGUACUCACAAAUUUUAAAUUUAAUAAUGUGAAAAAAAACAGCAUAAAAUAAUACGUUUAGUCAUAAAGUUGAUAACAAUUGCACAUAGAAA
This is a messenger RNA of Drosophila montana, 593 nucleotides long. RefSeq lists its product as uncharacterized. The record is from RefSeq and is a predicted model, not a curated record. The coding region runs from base 147 to 500 and encodes 117 amino acids. NCBI's taxonomy places the organism in Eukaryota, Metazoa, Arthropoda, Insecta, Diptera, Drosophilidae. Gene Ontology annotation, biological process: microtubule polymerization. The transcript is spliced from 3 exons. Gene Ontology annotation, molecular function: tubulin binding.